Messenger RNA from Colletotrichum spaethianum, 633 nucleotides. Its product is annotated as frataxin, mitochondrial. Gene Ontology annotation, molecular function: ferrous iron binding; ferroxidase activity; iron chaperone activity. NCBI's taxonomy places the organism in Eukaryota, Fungi, Ascomycota, Sordariomycetes, Glomerellales, Glomerellaceae. Gene Ontology annotation, biological process: iron incorporation into metallo-sulfur cluster; intracellular iron ion homeostasis. Gene Ontology annotation, cellular component: mitochondrion. The coding region runs from base 1 to 633 and encodes 210 amino acids. The transcript has 2 exons. The record is from RefSeq and is a predicted model, not a curated record.
AUGGCCCGGAGCAACAUUACCAAGCUCACCGGCGCGGCCACUCGCACCCUUCGCGCUUCGUCGCAAUCCCGGUUGAGCGUCCCGCGCCGCUCCGCUCUCCUCUUUGCUGCCUCCAAGCCAUUCAUCCCUGUUGUCCCGGUCCGCAAGAGUUUUACGACGUCGUGCAUUGCUACCCGCGGCAUUAUGCCCGAUACCGACGAUCCCAAGGUCAAGGAGACGCCCAAGGACGAUGUCAAGAUGAACGUAGUUGAGCUCACAGAUGCCGAGUACCACGAGCUCUCUGACGCUCACCUCGAGACCAUCGUCACACAGCUCGAGGAGCUAGCCGAUGCCCGUGAGGGCAUCGAUGUCGAGUACGCUGCCGGUGUUCUCACUGUUACAUUUCCCGACGCUGGCACCUACGUAAUCAACAAGCAGCCCCCGAACAAGCAGAUCUGGCUCUCGUCGCCCAUUUCAGGUCCCAAGCGCUACGACUGGGUUAUUGUCGGCGACUCGCAGAACGAGAAGGAGGGCACCGCCGCCGGCGCCUGGGUCUAUACCCGUGAUGGAAGCACCCUGGACGACCUCUUCCUGAAAGAGCUCGACAUCGACCUUAGCAUAGCCCCGUCGACCUACGGUGAGGACCAGUCGUAG